AUGGAAUCUGCAGGAGACUGGUGUCUUAUUGAAAGUGAUCCUGGAGUAUUUACACAAUUGAUUCAGAAAUUCGGUGCAAAAGGUGUUCAGGUUGAAGAAAUGUGGACUAUUGAUGAUGGAAUUUUCGAAAAUAUGAGACCAGUUCAUGGAUUAAUAUUUCUAUUUAAAUAUCUUCAAGACAAUGAACCUCCUCAACCGAUAGUUACAGAUGAUCGCACAGAAAAAAUUUACUUUGCAAAACAGGUGAUUAAUAAUGCAUGUGCUACACAAGCUGUUAUUAGUCUAUUGUUGAAUUGCAAUCAUCCAGAUGUUGAUAUUGGUCCUGAAUUGACAAAGCUGAAAGAAUUUAGCAUGUCUUUUGAUCCAAAAAUGAGAGGCCUUACAUUAAGCAACUCUCAUACCAUCAGAACUGCACACAAUUCAAUGGCUCAACAACCUAUAUUUGAGUUUGAUACUAAAGUUGCUACUAAAGAUGAUGAUGCUUACCAUUUCAUUGGCUAUAUGCCAAUUGAUGGUAGGCUAUAUGAAUUAGAUGGACUCCGUGAUGGGCCUAUUGACCAUGGGGCUGUAGCUCCAGAACAAGAUUGGCUGGAUGUUGUCAGACCAAUAAUAAUGAAAAGGAUCAAUGUGUAUACUGAAGGCGAAAUUCAUUUCAACUUAAUGGCACUUGUAUCUGACAGGAAAAUGAUAUAUGAACGUCAAUUACAAGAACUUAUUAAUGAGACGCAAUUAAUAAGUAUUCAAACUACCGAUGUGGAAAAUGAAAUCCAGAGGCUGAGAAUGUUAAUAGAAUACGAAGAUGUGAAAAUGGCCAGAUAUAAACAAGAGAUGAUAAGACGAAGGCACAAUUAUCUGCCUUUUAUCAUAAUGCUUUUGCAAAUAUUAGCUGAAGAAAAGAAGCUGAUGCCUCUGUAUGAGAAGGCUAAGGAGCGCGCUCUUAGAAAGGGUACGAAGAAAAUGAAAGUA
Iphiclides podalirius (scarce swallowtail) is the source of this 966-nucleotide messenger RNA. Lineage: Eukaryota; Metazoa; Arthropoda; Insecta; Lepidoptera; Papilionidae. The record is from the annotation of a GenBank genome assembly.